Messenger RNA from Propithecus coquereli (Coquerel's sifaka), 2312 nucleotides. RefSeq names its product immunoglobulin superfamily containing leucine-rich repeat (gene ISLR). Bases 339 to 1628 code for a protein of 429 amino acids. The transcript has 2 exons. The record is from RefSeq and is a predicted model, not a curated record. Gene Ontology annotation, molecular function: protein binding. Lineage: Eukaryota; Metazoa; Chordata; Mammalia; Primates; Indriidae.
AAGUUUCUGGUGUCACUUAUGAAACACGGGUCCUUGUUGUUGUAGAGAAGCAGUUGUUUUGCUGGAAGGAGGGAGCUUGCGGCUGCCCCUGCCCCUCCCUGCAGCCCCCUCUCAGCAGAAGUUCCCGGUCCCAGGCGGCCUGUCUGUGACAGGGGGGCACAGGCGUGCAAAUUGGAGGUGGGGAGGAACCCGGCCAGCCCUUCCUCCAGCAUCCAAGCCCUCCCGUGGCGCCCUUGGCCCGGCAGACUCCAGGGCUCACUUGGUCCUCUGCUGGCGUGUGAUUCCAGCUCAGAAGAGGCUCGGCUGGACUAAGAAGAAGCGAGUUUGCAGGCGGCGUGAUGCGGGAGCUGCAUCUGCUCUGCUGGGCGGCUCUCCUGGGCCUGGUGCAGGCCUGUCCUGAGCCCUGCGACUGCGGGGAGAAGUAUGGCUUCCAGAUCGCUGACUGCGCCUACCGCGACCUGGAGGCCGUGCCGCCUGGCUUCCCCGCCAAUGUGACUACGUUGAGCCUGUCAGCCAACCGGUUGCCAGGUUUGCCAGAGGGCGCCUUCAGGGAGGUGCCCCUGCUGCAGUCACUGUGGCUGGCGCACAAUGAGAUCCGCACGGUGGCCGCUGGCGCCCUGGCGCCUCUGGGCCAUCUCAAGAGCCUGGACCUCAGCCACAACCUCAUCUCUGACUUUGCCUGGAGCGACCUGCACAACCUCAGUGCCCUCCAGUUGCUCAAGAUGGACAGCAACGAGCUGACCUUCAUCCCCCGAGACGCCUUCCGCAGCCUCCACGCCCUGCGCUCGCUGCAACUCAACCACAACCGCCUGCACACGCUGGCCGAGGGCACCUUCGCCCCGCUCACUGCGCUGUCCCACCUGCAAAUCAAUGACAACCCCUUCGACUGUACCUGCGGUAUCGUGUGGCUGAAGACGUGGGCUUUGUCCACGGCUGUGUCCAUCCCCGAGCAGGACAACAUCGCCUGCACGUCACCCCACGUGCUCAAGGGCACACCACUGAGCCGCCUGCCACCGCUGCCCUGCUCAGCGCCCUCGGUGCAGCUCAGCUACCAGCCCAGCCAGGAUGGGGCCGAGCUGCGGCCUGGCUUCGUGCUGGCGCUGCACUGUGACGUGGACGGGCAGCCGGCCCCCCAGCUUCACUGGCACAUCCAGACGCCCGGUGGCACCGUGGAGAUCGCCAGCCCCAAUGUGGGCACUGACGGGCGUGCCCUGCCUGGCACCCUGGCGGCCAGCGGCCGGCCGCGCUUCCAGGCCUUUGCCAACGGCAGCCUGCUCAUCCCCGACUUCGGCAAGCUGGAGGAAGGCACCUACAGCUGCCUGGCCACCAACGAGCUGGGCAGUGCUGAGAGCUCAGUGGACGUGGCGCUGGCCACACCUGGAGAGGGCGGUGAGGACACACUGGGGCGCAGAUUCCAUGGCAAAGCCGCUGAGGGCAAGGGCUGCUACACCGUUGACAAUGAGGUGCAGCCAUCAGGGCCAGAGGACAAUGUGGUUAUCAUCUACCUCAGCCGGGCUGGGAGCCCUGAGGCUGCAGUGGCCGGAGAAGGGGCCCCUGGGCAGCGGCUCCCAGGCCUGCUCCUGCUGGGCCAGAGCCUCCUCCUCCUCCUCUUCCUCACCUCCCUUUAGCCUCACCCUGACCCUAGGCUGGAGCAGCCCCAGGCUUCCCUAACUCCACCCCCUGCCAUGGCCCCCCGGUGAGCGCUGCAGGGGUCUGGGGUUGGCAGCUCCUGAGGCCUGCCUGGGUGACUUUGCAUUUUCCUACCUCCCCUCUAAUCUCUUCGAGAACACCCACCACCCCCAACUUCUAGGCCUGCUCCAAGCUAGUGACUAGGAUAGCAUUUGAUCCCCUAACUCGCUGUCUGUGGAGCUGUUGCUGCUAACAGCAUUGCCCAUGCUCCCCGUCAGGGCAGCGUGCUCACAGGGCCAUGCCCUCGCCCGAGCCUAGCGGUGGGGGUCCAGGCUCUGUGACCGACAAGCCCGGCAAGGGCCAGGCGGGCUGGGGCUAGGAGGCAGCCUGAAGCACACAGGGCACAGGAAGACAGGAUGUAGGGCAGUGGCUGGCGUGGCCCUGAGUCUCUCCAUGACCUGCUCACGCUCCUCCUGCCCUCUGGCCCUCCUGCCCCUUGGGGGCUCUGGAGUCUGUCUGUCCUCAUCUCAGACUGAGCUGGGGGAUCUAGGAUGGGCCUUCCCCCCAAACUGCCUUCUUCACCCUGGGCACCUGCCCUCCUUUCUCCCCAAGCGUGCGUCUGUAACCUGCCUGUCCAGAGAGGCUGGCCGGCCUUGGGAUGGCAGAGAAAUAAACAGCAUUUC